This is a messenger RNA of Pangasianodon hypophthalmus (striped catfish), 7587 nucleotides long. Its product is annotated as zinc finger protein Xfin. Lineage: Eukaryota; Metazoa; Chordata; Actinopteri; Siluriformes; Pangasiidae. Gene Ontology annotation, biological process: regulation of transcription by RNA polymerase II. Gene Ontology annotation, molecular function: DNA-binding transcription factor activity, RNA polymerase II-specific; RNA polymerase II cis-regulatory region sequence-specific DNA binding. Gene Ontology annotation, cellular component: nucleus. The record is from RefSeq and is a predicted model, not a curated record. The transcript has 3 exons. Bases 2365 to 4326 code for a protein of 653 amino acids.
UUGGGUAUAAAACAAUCUCUUUUACGUUCUAUGUAGUACACUAUAUACGGUAUUUUCAGCGUUGCUGUGGGAAAAAAAACUUAAAUAUUAAAAAUAUUUUAAAAACAAUUUACUGCCACUUAGUGGUGGGCAAUUUUUAGCGUUUGGUAAUCAAAAACAUGAUAUAUAUGAAAAAACUUUGGUAUUUUGGUUGGAUAAAAUGCAACGCUUUAAUUUGUUUUCUGGUGUAUUAGGUAAACUGUAAAUUAAAUUAAAACUAUAUUUCUUCAUUAAAACGCUGUUGUAUUUUUCUAUGCGUGUUUAUUUCCGUGUUUACGGUAGCGCCUUAACCUCAAUGCAGGGUUGCCAGGUGUACCUGCACGUGGAACAUUUGGGCGUUAUGCAUUCACGAGAUCAGGGGCGGACACAAGCUGGCUGGAAGGCAGGGGUGAAAAAAAAUAAAAAAGAGACCCUCCUACACGCAGUGGGUCUCCACAGGCCACAGGAAGGGACUUCAUCAUGUUUCCUUGCACGUAGGGGAACCGUGUAGGGCUUUGCGUCCCGUAUUCUCCCCUGGAAGGGCGUGCAAGAGAGCACUUCAGCAUGUUUUCUACCAAGUAGGAGCCUUCUAGAAGGCACUGUAUCCUAUGGGGUGGUUGGCCUUAAUUUAAAACAACCCAAAAUUAACCUAGUGGAAUGGAUGAUGUUGGCAAAGGUUCACUUUUCCUAACAACCCCAGGAGCAAACUAAACUUGUGCCAAUACUGGCCUAAUGGACAAAAUUAUAUUGAGCCAACACUGGGACCCAAUGUUGGCCCAGAGAAAUGGCUGACGCUGGUCAUUGGCCCAUUGGGCCAACGUCAGUUUGUUACCUGUGUUGAAAAUGCACCUUUGCCAACAUCAGCUAUUUUAGCAACACUGGGUGCCAGUGUAAUUUUGUCUAUUGGGACAUUAUUGGGCGAAUGGUUAUCAUUCUGUCUCCUUUAAAUUUACACUGCUAGCACUGGCAUCACAUUAUACGGGGCCAACAUCAGCACUAUAAAACAUGAUAGCCCCAUUAAGUUAUGUGAACUUAUUUCUUCUCUUUAACUCCAAUUGUCAUGACAAGUUUUGGAUAUUGAACUCAAGUUUAUAAGUUUUCAAAAAUUAAACUUAAAGUAAUCCAUUGUCUUGACUUUGAGUCACUGUCUUGACUUGACUUUGAGUUGAAACGAAGGUUAUCUUCUACUUGAGUUUACUCACGUUUUUAAGGCAGCAGGUGAACUUUCAUUUCUAAGUUUAACCAACUUGAAAUGUCUUACGGUGAGUUGCUAUCUGGGAGCGAUAAUAUACUUAAUAUACUGAAUUAAAGAUACAUAAUAUGGCCUAAAGUAUGUGGACACCAGACCAUUACACCCAUAUUUGGGUCUUCCUCAAACUGUUGCCACAAAGUUGGAAGCACUAGUUGUAUAGAACGCCAUUGUAUGAUGUAGCAUUAAGAUUUCCCUUCACUGGAACUAAGAGGCUCAAACCUGUUCCAGCAUGACAAUGCUCCUGAGCACAAAGCCAGCUCCGUGAAGACAUGGUGUGUGAAGGUUGGAGUGGAAGAACUCGAGUGUCCUGCACAGAGCCCUGACCUCAACCCCACUGAACACCUUUGGGAUGAACUGGAACACUGACUGCACCCCAGACCUCCUCACCCAACAUCAGCGCCUGAUCUCACUAAUGCUCUUGUAGCUGAAUGAUCACAAAUCCCCACAGCCAUGCUCCAAAAUGUAGUGGAAAGCUUCCCAGAAGAGUGGAGCUUAUUCUAACUGCAAGGUGGGGACUAACUUUGGAACUAUAAGUUCAGCAAGAACAUAUGAGUGUAAUGGUCAGGUAUCACAAACUUCUGGCAUUAUAGUGUAUAUACAGACACUGUAAAGAUAAUGCAUGAAUGUAUUUUGUUGCUCAUGACUGGAUUAGACUUCUGUUAUGUUACUUAUGUUAGACGUAUUCUCAUAACUUUAAUUUAUUCAUGGCAGUAAAGUGAGAUUAUAAUUUUGUGGAUGAGCUUUUUAGGGAAACGGAUAAGUGUAAUUUUGUAACUAUUGUAUAAUGUAUAGUAUAGUAUAUAUAAUAUAAAGUAUGCACUAUAUUAGGCAACAAUAAUAAUAAUCAUGGUAUUGUUAUGUAUUAAGCAGAAAAUUAUUUUGGUUUUAUCUACACAGAUCUGGCAACCACGCGUUAGUGUCUCUUCUUCCGUUGUGUGGUUGUCCUGGCAUAAAACAACGCAAUCCUUGUCUUUUGGCAAAGUGUGCAGUAAUAAAAACUCAGCUUUGCCAUUUCUGCUGAACUGAAGAGGUGGAAAGGAGCCGUGACGGAAACUUCUGGCUUUGGAUUCGGUUCUGUGUUUUAUGUAAAUGAGAUGGACAACAUGUCCAGCGGUGUCGCUCUUCAAAAGCAAAUAGCAUCGAUCAUGGACGAGCUCGCCAAAGCCGCGGUGGCUGAAAUAAGCAAAGUGGUGGACGAUGGCGUCGUUAUGUUACGGCUGGAGAUCUGCGAGCGCGAGCACGAGAUCGACUCGUUAAAGCGCAAUCUGCAGAUGGUGUCCGAGGAGCUGCGCGAGACCCGGCGCGCGCUCGUCCGCCAGUGUGUGAGUGGCGCGCGCCCCGGACAGCCGCUCAAAGGUGCCAAAGAAAAUGAUCAAAGAGACGAAGAAAGGGAGCCUGGGAUCGAGGACUCAGACAGGAGGAGUGGCGACGCAGCAGCAUCCAGAGUGGUUGUAAAGCUUGAAAGCGUGGACGACGAGCAGGCAGUAGAAGAUGGAAACCAGUGCACGAGAACAGAGCCUGACUUACACUCCGGUUCUGCUGAUGAUGACCAACUGGCCCAGACGUGGUCAUCAGAGAACAACACGGAGAUACAAGACCCUCAUUUUUAUUCCAAACACGAUCAGUGUCAACGCCGGUCGGAGCAUUGCUCUAAGGUGGAGCAGAAUUACGACUCGCUCGGGGGCAGAGCGGAGACGCAGGGCCUAAGUGGAGAAGAGGAGCUGUCAGCGGAUAGCCUGCAUGCGGCUACGGAUGAAUUGCUGCGAGCGCAGCCACGCUCUCACACACACAACGUGCUCGUGCAACCACCUCCUGAUUCUCAGGGUGAUUUUGGUUCAUUCGCACUGAGCAUAGCUUCCAGAGGGAGACCGAUGGUUGGGCCGGCCUUGCAGAAGAGACGAUUCGCCUGCGCCUUUUGCAGCAAGAGCUUCGAUCGUCUCAGUCAUCUUGAUAGACAUCAGCGCAUACACACGGGAGAAAAACCCUUCAGCUGCAUGUUAUGUGGCCGGUGCUUCACCCAGAAAAGCAGCUUAAAAAGCCACCUGAAGACCCACCGAGGAUUCACUGGCGAUUUAGAUGCAGCAUCUUUGUUGCCGAGUGAAAAUAAUCUCUUCAGUGAUGAGUGGAAUAUGGAGACUCACUGUGAAGAACAGAUCACACACAACUUUGACCAAAACACAGAAGAACCGAAUUCACACUCGUCCUACCUGAGCCAAGAAGGAGCUCACUUCAUAAACGCAGAUGAAGAGAGCAUGCACCAAGCAUACGGAGAUCAGAAGAUUAGAAAUUUCCCUGCAGGACAAACUAAGAAGCCAGCUGAUCUACCUGAGCUAUAUGAGAAGAAUGGGGAGGAAGAGGAGGAGGAUGAAGAUCAGGUGUUAUCCGAUUGUCGGCUGGACGAGCCUAGGCACUCUGGAUCUGAGAGUGUCCUGGAUGAGGAAGAUGCUCAGGCACACUCAAGUUUCAGGAAAGACUCAAUGGAGUCUGACUGCGUUAGCAUAACCGAGCAAACCUCAGCUCAAAACCAACGCCGGUUAGAAUCUACCUCGACAGUCCUACACACGUGGGGGGUCUCCAAGGCCAAAAGUGUUGCUGUGAACCAAAUUCAUGUGAAAGAGGAGGAAGAGGAUGCGUCCUGCUUGGAUGAAGAAGAGUCCAAUCUAAAUCCAGAGGCGCCCUAUGACCCGAACACAGCGUCACCUUUAGAUCAGAACUCGACCACAGACUGUCUCAGGACCACAGAGACUGCAGCGGUGCCUGAUUUUCCAUACGACACAUUACCUCGGAGGCGGCGUAUUUUGAAUGGACGUGAGAGGCGCUUCCUGUGCGUUCUCUGUGGUAAGAGUUUCGACCGUCUGAGCCACCUGGACCGGCAUCAGCGCGUGCAUACCGGAGAGAAGCCCUUCAGCUGUGGGACAUGUGGCAGGAGCUUCACGCAGAAAAGCAGCCUGAAGGGUCAUAUGCGAACGCACACGGGUGAGCGUGGCUUCAGCUGCUCUCUGUGUGGCAUGAGCUUCCCCACACGAGCCAGUCGCUACCGGCACCAAUGUAACUAACCACAACCUGUGUCUUACAGCUAAUCUCAAAGUUCCUGCUGUAUGAACUAAACAGUGCAGACUUUGCUGGAAAAAUGCUUUUAGGAAGAUUCUUAUAACUCAUCAGCUUUGUACGUAUUUAUGUACAUUGAUACAGCUGUUUUUCUCUGUAGUAGACCACAUUUACUGUACAAUGAAUUACAUUUCUGUUAUUAAUUGUGUGCAAACCGUCAACCCUGCAUUCAAGGGUUACACAAAGUAUUUCUAUUUUUUGGGAAACGCUACAUCAAGGACAAAUUUUAAAGUUUACAACAAUUUUAAAAUGACACAUUUUAACAAUGACUUUACCACAAGGACCAAUUUUAAAAGAUUUUGUGUUUACUGUUAAGGUGAAAGGCUGGUGUUGCGAUACAAAUCCAAAAAGAAUGUGCUGCUGUCUGAUGCCAGUUAUAUCCCUGAAGUUGUUACACUGAUGUAAAAAUCAUGAUUACAGACAACAGCAUCAGACUGCAAAACGUAUCAUUAUAGACAAGCAUGUCACAAACUUGCCUUAACCAAGCAUUUAUAAGCUCAACGUGCCCUGACUAGCCCUGGAGAUACACAUAUCUUGCCUAUUUCUUGGCAGAAAAUAUGAGAACUAUACUCAAUCAGGCAAUACGAAGAGGAAGCGUAUGCAGUGUAAGCGGUAUCAAAUCAAAUGUCCAUUCGUCAUUCGUUCAUAGGCAGAGUUCAUUUUCUGUGGAUAUUGGGAGCCAAGGUGGAGGUUGGUGUUUUCAGGGCUUUAAAAAUCAGUGGGUUAAAGCAGUGGCAUUUUAGUCCCCAGAUAAAACUGGGAUGGCAUGGAACAUCCAUUGGCUUCGAUGUUGGUAUAUUAUAUUUUGUGCUUUCUCUUUAUAAAAACCAUAAUAAUUAUGCACAUGUAACUGUAUUUAUCAUUAGAUUGGGCUGCAGAACGUGUACUCUCCCUUUUCAUUAAACGUGCUGUCAGGUCGUAGCAGCCAAACCCAUUUAACGCCUUCAUUUUUGGGGGAAUUUAGUGUAGAGAGAGAUUUCGUCCAUUAGGAAUAGGAUUUAUAGCUAAUUGUCAGGACUGGGCAGGAAUACAGUAUAUGUCCUUUUGGUACUGUAAUCAUAUGUUUCAUGGUGUGUAUUUUUCAUCACUGGAAAGCUAGAAACAUGAUAUGAGCCAUCAGCAAACUGAGAACAAAACUGGGCAUCAUUGUAAUUGUUUCUCUGCAGACUCUAUUAAAUCAUGAAUUGCUAAUGUAUAAAUGUUUGUUUCAUUUUGCUUGAUAAAGAACACGUUCAGUGAUGGUCAACGAUUCUGAUAAGAUUUACAGAAAUGGCAUGGUUUAUUCUUAGUAACCCAGAAUCUGCUUGUUUUCUACCUUGAGAACCUCAGUUGUGUCAUUGCCAGUUCUCACCCACUAGCUAGUGACUUCUUAUCUCACAGCAUCUACAAAUGUGGGAAGACAGAGGUUAGCACAUAUCUGUUUAAAUUGCUGCUGAUGCAUCAUCACAUCAGGGCAGCUGUGUGGAAUAGAGCACUAAAUGCCACUCUACAUGAGCUAGCAUACUGUUGUGACGAAGGGAAAAGAGCCAUUAAUCCCACCCACAUGGCAGGACAAUUACAUGGUCUUUAUAGUCACAGGCCAGUAUUCACUAGAGAGUAUGGUUUAUCACUAAUUGUAGCCUACAAACCCCUACUUUCAUAUGAAUUUGACUGACAUAUGAAAUGAACAACAGACCUUUUCCUGCAGUCUGUCAGCGAAUACGUGUGAUUAUCUUAUUUACUACCAAACCUCUUUAAUGUCAAUUUUACAGACAGAAUUCCAGGAAUUUUAUUUCAGUCCAGUGAUUAUACAUGUGAUACAUACAGUAAUGUAUCCUGCUCCAAAAAACUAAUUGUGCUGUGGUGUUCGAAAGUUUGUUUUCUGGCUGUAAACCAGUGCACAGAAGUGUGUAUACACAGACGUGCAGAUAGCCAAUCAGAUCGAGAUCCUGAAGCUUGUGGCCAGAAACAUGUACAAAACAUAUCAAAUAUUUUGUGGCCUGUAGGCGGAGAAGUUAAGGCUAAGAAUAUGCUCUCAAGAGAUUGCUAUUCUUUUAGAUUCUUUCCUCGGCUGAAUGUUCCAGACACAUACAGAAAGAAAGGCGAAAAUAUGUGUUAGGCUAAUUGUGCCUUACAGAAUUUUCAAAGAGACUUCACGUGUGUGCAACCUCAUAUUUAUACCCCAGAGAAACAGUACAGGGUAAAAGGUGACAAUAAACUUUAUGGAAUUUCAGAGCAUUUUUGAAAACAUACAUUUUCUGACAAUUUCUUUGCAUUUAUUUUUAAAUAUUAUUUAUGGGUCUCAAUAAUUUGUUUACACAUUAUUAGAAAAAAUACUGCUAUUGAAAGUAAGUGAUUAUGAGAAGUAUUUUCUCAUUAGAAGUAAGCUAAGUAGUUUAUCCAACCAAGUGAAAAAUAUAAAUCAUGGUGUGUGAUGUAUACUGUAUACAGUCAUCUUGCACGUUCUCUUGAAGGGAUGAAUAAUUCUGGAGAUGAUGUGAAUAUUUUGGUUAAAUAAGAUGAUGUGAAGUGUUGCUAUCUUUUGGACUGGAUAAAACCAGACACAAUGACAAUUAAAGUCAAUCAUAUAGGUUUCUUUUGCCUUUGAUGACUUUGAAUAUUUCUUCCAUGCAACAUGGACAUAACUUAUUUCAUACCACUGCACUGUUGAAUUCUUGAAUCUGAAGGUGUUGAUUAAUAUUCUCUAAAGUCAUGGCUCUGUAAUUCCAAUCACAGGUUUAUAUUAAAAGGCCUACGUUAUUGUUUAUAUAGUAAUAAUUCAUUCACAGAGACUUGUAUGGCAGAUGCUCCACAAUAAUUUAAGCAAAUUAUUAUUAAACAGAUUAUGAAAAUGUGCUGUUAUUUAACAAAGGAAAAACAUAUAAAACAUAUAAUUGUUGAUUUGGUGAAGCUUUCUGUAAGUUUCUGUGACUAUUUACCAUUUAUGGAAGGAGUCUCCACUGUCAGUGCUUUGUAGGUCAGUAUGUUUUCCACCAAGGGAAAGUCUGCAGGACGGAGGACAUUCUGGUUUCUCGAUAACAUGACAAGCUGAGUUUUUGUCUUAUUAAUGUGAAAAGAGAGUUUGGUCAGGGAACAACUGUUUAUACUAGCUGCUAUAAUGUAAGUGAUAAUAGGAACUAACUUGCGGACUUUCCACCACAUUAAAUGUACAAACUGGUAAAAACGUGAUGUGUCGUUCAUUAUAAUAAAUUAAAAAUUGUAACUGUUAG